AGUGAGAUCGUCAGAGAUCGUCGAUACGUAUACGAACGAACAAUGGUGAGCAAGAUGGGAAAGUGUUUGGUUUCGAUUCUUUGUUUGUUUUUUAGCUACGGCCUUGGGAAUGCUGACUUCUGUAAAGAUGAUUAUGGCAACAUUGAGAAGACAUGUCCAGAUAGUUUAAGUUUUUCAGAAACUUAUUGUUGCGGGUCACCUGGCUCCUACUACUGUUGUGAUUCUAAUGAUUAUGACCAGUAUAAUGAAGUAGAUGCAAUCAGCACUGUGAUCAUUAUCGUCAUUGUUGUUGGUACCGUUGGUGGCAUCAUAGCAUGUUGUGUCUGCUGUUGUCUGUGUUGCGCUAGAUCUCGCCCGGUGACAACAUACAUCACAACGCAGCCAGCACAGGGCCAAACUCUUAUUCAGCAAGAACAAUAUUACGCUCCCCCCGGUGGUGCUUAUCCUUCCCCUGCUGGAGGCGAGAAGGCCCCAAAUUACCCUGUUUAAUUUUUAUAAUUAUGAAGAAACAGGUCACUUCUCGAAUCUGUUAUUAAUCAAGUAAUGAGUUAAAAUAAAAAUGAUUGAAAACUCAAUAAUUUCUGCUCUUCCAUUUUUUACCAUAACACGUUGUGAUCGUCGUCCAUACUUUGGCAUUUACACACAAUGUAUAUUCUUUUUAAGAGCUUAGAUUUUUAUUUUGAAAAUGCAUUUAUAAUUGUUAGCUUUCUAUCGUUGGCAUACAGUAGGAUACUUUUGCUGUGAGUUGAUAUUAAUGAUCUGCCAUACAGUAUUUUAAUCAUAUUCCAGUAUUUUAAAAAUAUGUAUUAUAUAUUGUUAUGGUUUAUAAUAACAUUAUCAUUAUUUUUAUUGCUACAGUACAUGUAUUUUUUAUUGUUAUGGUUUUGAAAGGUAGCUUCCAAUUUUCGUUUACUCUAUUGGAUUAUCUUUGGAAGAAUAUGUACCUAUGUAUCGUAAUGUUGUGUUAUCGUUAUUAUAUUAUGCUAAGUAUUAUUGUUAAUUAUUUUAUUAUUAUUACAGUAUUAUUAUCAUUGUAUUAAUAGUUGUUAGCUAUAGUUGCUUUUUUGUUUGCAUUUAUAAAAAGAAAUGAUCAUCAUUUCAGAUAAUAAUUGAUAGCUUGCAAUGUUUAACCAUAUUAUAAAUUCAGAAAAAAAUUGGUGAUAGUGAAAUAGUGAUUUAAGAAGAAAUAAAUGGGGGGGAUUGACGAAUGAAUAAUGCAUUAUGUUUACAAUAUUUUUGUUGUUUAAAAUAUUUUAUGUUUUGGUUGAAUUUUUUUUCAAGAAUAAUUAAUGUUGACAUGGGCCAGUAGUAGUAGUACCAACAGUGGUCCAACAAGCCAGACAGAGGGGGUCUGAACCAAAAGGCCAACUAUAGCCAUGGUUAGGGUUCUGGAAUAAAAUUCCUUUUUGGAGUCAUUGGGUGGGGCAGAGAGGAGUUAUGGCUUAGUAUGGCCCAAGAAGUGCCUCUGUUGCCAAACUUCUGGUUCUGCCACUAUUACAGGUGUAAUGUGGCAUUUCGUUGUGUAGACACACUUGUAUGAGUUUGAUUGUGUAAUUGUUUACAUAGAUUUUUAGUUCAGUAUUUUGCCAACCUAGUAUUAUAGGCUGUUCCUAACAGUUGUUUCUAAUUGUUGCUUAUUAUAAUGUUGUUUUUGCGAAUAAAAGACAAAAGUGAA
Messenger RNA from Anneissia japonica, 1675 nucleotides. RefSeq lists its product as uncharacterized. The transcript is spliced from 4 exons. The coding region runs from base 43 to 489 and encodes 148 amino acids. The record is from RefSeq and is a predicted model, not a curated record. Lineage: Eukaryota; Metazoa; Echinodermata; Crinoidea; Comatulida; Comatulidae.